Messenger RNA from Acanthoscelides obtectus, 6215 nucleotides. The record is from the annotation of a GenBank genome assembly. Lineage: Eukaryota; Metazoa; Arthropoda; Insecta; Coleoptera; Chrysomelidae.
GCUGAUCCUUGCAUCCGCAGUUUGCAUGCUUACCUUCCCUGGAACUGACACGGUGAUCCUUAGCCGCGAAAAAAUUUACCUUCUUAAUCGAACUUCUACCAAAGGGUGAGAUAAAAUCGUAAGAUUGAAGCUUUCCUCAAAUCGUUCGUUCGUACCUGAUAUGCGGGCAUGAAUAGUAAGCUGUAUUUGCUGGUGUUUUUGUUUAUUUUAAAUGGGGUGAAAACGCUGAGGCUGCCGAGGGACACCGCAGUUAGUAGUACAACGCCUACUCCGGAUGAUGAUGAAGACGAUUGGGAUGAAGAUGAUUCCGGAGAAGAAAUUGACGAUGAUGGAAAAAUAUACAAGAACCCAAGAAAUUCUCCAUCCACACUAUGCCCCAGGGAUGAAGAGCAAGCUACUCUUUUGGGUCAAAAAUGUUUAAGAAAGUGUUCCUCUGAUGAGGAUUGUAAAAGCAAGAAGAAGAAAUGCUUAUGUGAUGGAGCUUGCGGCUUAUCUUGUAUUAAGCCUGAUAGGGAAUGUCCAGAUCCAGAUUCAAUAGCCUUUGGAGGCGUCACAGCUAGCGGCAAGUUAUUCGGAGCUCGUGCAACGUAUACCUGUCAACACGGUUAUCAUGUAGUAGGCUUGCAGAGCAGAACUUGUCAAGGUGACGGUCACUGGGCUGGAAGCCCUCCUGCUUGCAAACAGAACAUAUACUGUCUAUCGCCACCAACAAUAGACCACGCCAGGCAUAAUGCCCUUCCAGAACAGACCACAUUCGACUUGGACUCUACCUUGCAGUACUAUUGUCAUACGGGUUAUGUCACUAACGGCUUUCCUAGGGCUAAAUGUUUGGCCAUAGAUGGGCAGGCUUCUUGGUAUGGACCUGAUAUAUCCUGCGAACCUCGAUCAUGCGGUGCACCAUCCGACAUAUCGCAUGGUUGGCAUGCAGGAGAAUGUUACACGUAUGGAUGUAGGAUAACCUACCACUGUGCUGAAGGCUAUGAGCUUGUAGGGAAAAACGAACGGUUCUGUCAAGCUGAUGGUACUUGGACGCCUAAAGAGCUGCCUACUUGUGUGCUUGUGACCUCCGUCCAAUGUCCUACACCAGAGAACCCCAGACAUGGCAAAGCUAUCUUCACCUCCUGCAGUUAUAACUCGGUGGUACGGUAUGAGUGUAAAUAUGGCUAUACUUUGGUUGGAGAGAGCACCAGACGGUGUGGAGCAGAUAGGAAAUGGUCAGGAUCGAUGCCUAUUUGUAAAGAAAUAAACUGUGGACAUCCAGGGAGGUUAUGGAAUGGAUGGUUGGAAGGUAUUGAAGGAGGAACGGGCCUUGGAGCCUCCAUUAUUUUCAGAUGUCACGAAGGGAUGCUACUUGUCGGCAACAGUUCUUCCGUAUGCUUAAUCGAUGGCAAAUGGAGAUACCCCCUGCCAAAAUGCUUAGCUCCAUGCGUUGUUCCUCAUGUCUCCCAAGGUCGAGUGGUUCUAUUUUCCAAAAACGAAACAGCUACUACCUCAACGGUUGUUCAGCACGGAGAGCAGUUGUUAGUGGAAUGCGAUUCUCAGUACGAAUUUCUUGCCAGCACCGAUUUUGUGACGUGUGAUAAUGGUACUUGGACCACCAUACCUAAGUGCGAACCAGCUAGAUGCAAGUCUUUGCCAAAAGUACCUCGAAACGGGAUGGUACUUGCUCCGAAAAUGGAACAUGGAAUGAAAGCAAGAUUCAAAUGCAAGGAUGGCUUUAAGCUUAAGGGAGAACACUUGAUGGAAUGUUCUUUUGGAAACUGGACUGGAGAAAUGCCAAAAUGCGAAGAAGUGUACUGUCCAUAUCCAGGUUUAGUGGAAAACGGAAAGAUCCUGUUGGUAGGCAACAUGGGCUUAUACGAUUAUAGACCGUAUGUAAAGAAGGUGGCCAAUAACAAACAAAUAAUGUACGAUUGUGAUAAGGGACAUGUGCUAGCGGAAGGUCCACCAGGAGCAACAUGUAUUGGAGGAUCAUGGAGUCCCAAAGAACUACCCAGAUGCGUCCUGGGCCAACAUCCAAGGAUAAGGUGGAAUAGAAGAAAACGAUCGUUGGUAACAGAGAAAUACAAGAGAUCCUUCAUCAGAAAUUACAAAGUAAUUUAUGAGAAUCGACAGAAAAGACGCGUACCAGACUAUCUUUCAUUAUUAGAAGAGAAACCAACUUCAAUUAGAAAAACAUUGGUAGAUGUUUUGAGGGAGAUAAGUAGUAACCGAAUAAAGAGGGCACUCAAAGGUACUACAGGUGGCAGUGGUAGCAGAGCCCUAGGAGCCAGCCAUCGCGGCUCAGGCUCCUCGUUGAACCUCCGCAGAGGCAACAAAUUCAAAAACGCCGUCGACGAAGACGUCGAUAUGCCGUCUCUCAACUUGGACGACAAAUCAAAAGCAAAACGAGAUCCCUGCGAAGAGCUGUCUCAGGAGGACUACAUCCACGUGAAAAUCAUCAAGCCAGGGAGAGAUCCGAAUCUUCCUUACAGCUCGGGAGUCACAGUGAAUGUUACCUGUGAUAAAGGGUACGGGUUGAACCUGCCUGAGAAUAAGACGGCCAAGUGUAUGAGGGGAAAGUGGAAACCGAUGAAGCCAGAAUGUCUUAAAGCCCCCUGCCAGCUUCCAAAAGUCCAAAACAUCCAAUACUCCUCCGGGUACCGCCCCGGCAUCAUUAUAGAAAACGGAACCGUUGUGUUAUUCUAUUGCUCGAACAAUAAUACCGAAAACAUCACCUUAAGCGGUAAUGCGAAGAAGACGGAAUGUAACGAAGGGCAAUUGACACCUGAUGUGAUUGGCUGCGACGAGGGAGGUGACAGCCUUCCGCAGGGCGUGGCCGUCAACAGGACAAGCAAGGCGGGGUUUCUGGGCGGAAGCGACAUCAUGAAAGGUGGUGACUUUAAGGAUAUCGAUUACGCAGGCUCGGUUAUAAAGUAUUGUGGACCACCAGCCAAGGUUAGAGGAUCCCUCGUUUACAGAAACGGAAAGCAAAUUAUCGAAAACGAUAACACGUUCCCAGAAGGUACGGAAGUUACUUUCAACUGCAUAGAAAGCAUAAUGGGAGAAAAGACCACAUGGAAGAUAGUGUGCGAAGAUGGUAGCUGGAUUGGUCGAUCCUUGAAUUGUGACGAAACCGUAUCAACUCAGGCGCUCAACAACAACAGCACCUGCAUCUUCAAGAAUCAAGAAUUGAACGUCAUUUCGUUUUACAACGACCAGCAAAUCCGAGAGGAUGUUGUGGAGUUCCCAGCUGGGGCUGUAAUCACCAGUAGGUGUGCUGAUAUCGGGAAAUAUACCAUGGUAGGUCCCAACAAGAGACGGUGCAUGGGAGGUGAUUGGGAUGGCAUAAAACCAGCUUGCUCUGGUUUGAACCAAGAAAACGAUUACUCUAUGGAAAAAGCACCCACGAUCCUAUUCAGAUAUCAAGAUGGACCCAUAGCUCAGUCGAAUGACGGAAAGCUGAUCGUGUACCCUGGAACAAUACUUCACAUGGAGUGCUUGUGGAUGAGACGCUUUGGGAACCCUAAGUGGACAGUGAGUCAUGAUUACAGGAAAUACCCAGAAGGGUGGACAACCGAUCCAGGCAGAGACUCUCAAUUGGAGUACAGACUUUCGAUUAUACAUGCAUCCAAAGAUGAUUCUGGCAUCUUUACAUGCCUAACUCCUGCAAGAUAUACCCACUCCGUUGAGAUCGAAGUGAAAGCUGUACAUUGUCCCGUGGUACCCCAAAGAAGAGGACUAACAGUCAAUACACAGAGUACUAAAAUGAACACAGUACUGAAGUUUUCAUGCAUAAACGGAAACUCCCUGAUUGGUGCUUCAGAAGUCACCUGUCUUCCAUCAGGAAAUUGGAGUUCUCCUUUCCCUGUUUGUGAAAGUAUUGAAUGUGGGGAGAUGAGCGAGCUGCUUGGCGAACAUUUGAAGGUUAUGGUACUUUCAAGAGAAGUUGGUGGUAAAGCAGUGUUCAGUUGUGAUCCAGGGUUUGGUUUGAAAGGCGCUGCUGAAACUGUAUGUCAGACAAAUGGAGAAUGGGCUAUCCCAUUCCCUACAUGCAAAGAGGUACACUGUGACAGUCCUACACCUCCCCAAAAUGGUUACAUCCAAGGCAGUGGUCCCUACAAGGCUGGAGAUGUCGUUCAGUUCAAUUGCAAUCCAAAUUAUAUGAUGGAAGGACAGCCGAUAAUGGCUUGCCAGGAAAACUCACGAUGGUCCGGAAAGUUACCAAAAUGCGUCCAAGCUUGUUCAUAUCCAGGCACCACAAUCAGCGGACGAAUGUCAGCAGUGAAAUUUUUCUACAAAAUUGGAGAAAACAUUACGUUUACGUGCGAAGAAGGCCUAGUACUGAAGGGCGCUUCUAUUUUGAAGUGCCUCAAAAACGGCAAAUGGUCUAAUACAAUACCGGCAUGUGUUGAAGAAAAUUCUGUCAAACGAGCCGAAAGAUCCAUCUAAUAAGCACCCAUAACAGACGUAGAUUAGUUUUUAGCAAUUUUCUCUCAUGAUGGUCCAAGAAUGGACCAACAUUUAAAAAAAUCCAUAGAUACAUAGCAGCUCAGUGAUCAAAACGUAUCAAUCAUAGCUAAUAGUUCUUUAUAACAUUACUAUCAGUAGGAUUUUAGAUUUAACACGAUCUAAACUAUGAUUCCUAAAAAUGUUAUUCUACCUCGAAUCUAUUACAGGAUCAGAAUUGUUUCAUGAUCCUAUAACAAAAUCAAUGGGUAAUUGGACCUAUCGUUCUCUUCUUCCUUUAUUUUACUUGGUCUUGAUCUUCUUAGUACAAAGUGAAAGCAAUCUAUAAUCUACAGUGAGGCCAUUAACAAAAAAAAUUGGUUCUCUUAUAUAAUCAAACCUUUUACGAUAUACGGCUUAGUGCAACUCUUUGAGAUCUAAUCUAUAGCUGUUUAGUUAUAAUAUGCCGGUGCCUCGCAAAUAAAAUGUUUGGAAGGCGGCAAUAACUUGCUCAUUUUUAAAAUCUAUACACUUCUUACAUAUCUUUUAUAAUUCCUACGAUAUCAUAAGUAGAAGUAGUUUCUUAUGAAUAUCUUGAAAUCAAAAUGUUGAGAUGUAUAUCAAAGCUGGAUCAGUGUGAAAGUUCAUUUUUUGAUUUAAGAAAAAAUACAAACUUAAUAGAAUAUUCAUUACUAUCAACAUAUUUGUAAAUUCGGCGGGUUUAAUUUUUUGAAUAUCAUUCCUUCCAAAUGUUUGCUAUCCCUUCGGUCAGUUCCGGAAUGAUAUUGUUUCUCGUCGAAUGUUGUCUUUAAGCUCUUCCUCUGUUCGUGAAUGGUUGGAAUACACCUUUAAACUUUAGAUAACCCCACAAAAAAUAAUCGCAUGGCGUGAGGUCGGGUGACCUAGGAGGCCAGUGAAUGUCUUCAAACCUCGAUAUACGAGUAGCUUUUUAAGGUGCUUUCACCGUGUCUACCGAUUAUCUGGAAGUAUGGGCAGUGGCCCCAUCCUGUUGAAACCAUGAGUUUCUGUUAAAUCGACGUUCUGUUCAUAGAAUAGUAGCAAAUAAAGUGUCAAUCAUGUCCUUGUAUCGCUCGGAAUUGACUGUCAAUGCAUGACCGAAUCACGUCUAACGUUCCAGUGUGACUAUUUAAUCCCCAUGACCUCUCCCCACUCCGUCGUGUAUACGGUUACCGCGUAAUUCAAAUUUGAAAUGUGAACUUUCCCACUGAUUUCAACUAGCAGUUUGUAGUUUUUAAGGUUUUUUGAGCAUCGGUGUUGUUGGAAACGAAAAAGAACAAGGCAUGCUCUUUUUCGUUUCCCCUACGGUCUAUGAUAGAGUGAGACAGAUUCAUCGUUUGUUAUUUCUGAAAGUAUUUUUAUUGAAAACAUGUUUAUAGAAUGUAACAACUUCUUGGGUAUGAUCAUAUCUAGUAAUACCAAAGAAUACAGAGUUACCAGUAGAAGAACCACUCCUGUCAAAAACAAGCUCUGCCGCGGUGGCUGAGAUAAUUCUAGCGGAAAAAUCGUUUUUUGCACAAUCUCAAUAAAAAUGAAAAACAAUUUUUUAAGCAAUUUUCCAGAUUGCAGAUUCAUUAAAAGGGGUCUUUUGUAAAGAAGUCACGCGAAAAAACGAAAGCAGAUGCGAAGAUACUUCCUGUACUAGAUAGUCAUGGCCGGCAUCCGAUCCCGUCAGAAGUGAGUCGCGUGGUUGUUGGAUGUGUACAGGGCGAUUCACUAUGACAACUUGGUGGAGAAUGAAUGAAUGCAUCUUGAAAUUAGAGGCAUUC